AUGGCCGGCGAUGAGAUUGCACUCCUCAUCAACAACUAUGGCGGCCUCUCGGUUUUGGAAUUGGGAGCGCUCACGGAUGAGGUGCAGACGCAGUUGGCGUCAACUUGGCACAUCAUUCCCUGUCGUACGCUGGCUGGCACUUUCGAAACUUCUUUGAACGCUCCCGGGUUUUCUAUUUCCCUGUGUAACAUAUCGGCCGCCGCAAGACAAUCGAACACUACCGGUGCCAAGUUGCUGCAGCUCCUCGAUCGUCCGACAACAGCAGUAUCCUGGCCGACCACCGUUCGCCCAGCAACCGACGAGAAGGCCAACGGCUUCAUCAAAAAUGGCCAUGCGGAUGUAAAUGGCAAUGGAAUCAAGUCUGACCUCAUCAAAGUCGAUCCAGCGAUUCUAGAAAAGACUGUAAGAUCAGGGUGCGAGAGCGCAAUUGCGGCCGAGCCGCGAUUGACGAAAUGGGACAUGGUAAUGGGCGACGGCGACUGCGGUGAAGCCGUCAAAGAUCUUUGCGAAUCCCUUAUUCAAAACUUGGACAAAGGCGUUGCGUCAAGCGGUUCCGUCUUCUCCUUCCUCGAGUCGACAAUCGAGUCUGUGGAUGACAUGGGAGGCACUCUCGGAGCCAUCUUGGGCAUCCUGCUCUCGGCGUUUUCUUCUGCUCUUUGGUCCAAAGUACAAACAGACCCUGAUUCAGCUGAAAGCCUCUCUCCUAUGCUGUAUGCGUCAUCACUCGCUUCUGCUGUCGAGUCCCUGAAGGCUCAUACGCCCGCGAGAGAAGGCGACCGUACCGUCAUGGACGUCCUACUCCCGUUCUCGAACAGUUUUGCUAAGUCAGGAGACUUCGGCGAGGCUGUCAAAGUCGCUGCGGAGAAGGCUGAGGCCACUCGUUAUUUGCGGGCAAGGUUCGGACGAGCGACAUACGUUGGCGAGGCGGCCGGCCAAGAGCUGCCGGAUCCUGGAGCAUGGGCUUUAUAUGAGAUGGUGUCUGGAAUGGCCAAAGGGCUAGGAAUUGUAGCUUAG
Colletotrichum spaethianum is the source of this 1014-nucleotide messenger RNA. Its product is annotated as dihydroxyacetone kinase. The record is from RefSeq and is a predicted model, not a curated record. Gene Ontology annotation, cellular component: cytosol. Gene Ontology annotation, biological process: glycerol catabolic process. Gene Ontology annotation, molecular function: glycerone kinase activity. The transcript has a single exon. Lineage: Eukaryota; Fungi; Ascomycota; Sordariomycetes; Glomerellales; Glomerellaceae. Bases 1 to 1014 code for a protein of 337 amino acids.